AUGGCAGCAAUUGGCCGGCGCAUUCCUCUCGUCUUGACAGUUCUCCUCCUCUUUCUGCUUUUUACUGCGUUCUUUCUUACACAUCCACCAUAUCACUUUCAUCAAAGCACGAUAAAUACAUGGUUAGGUCCUAGUGUUGCCAUUGUCCUAGUAGUGGAUAAGAAUGACACAUCUUCUGUCGUGACAAGAGAGGAGACCAUAGAGAAUAAACGCAAAUAUGCGGAAAAGUUUGAGUAUGUGCUUGUGGUGAAAAAUAUGAAGGAACAAGCGAGGGCACCGACAUGGGCAAAAAUACCAGCGUUACUUGAGACGAUGGAAGAGUAUCCAUCUGUAGAUUGGCUAUGGUGGAUUGAUGCGUCUGCUAUGAUCACAAACUCUUCAUUACCGAUCACCACAAACAUCCUUCGCCACAUCGACUCCACUCAUUACGACGAUCGACAGCUACUCAUAGGAUACGACUGCUUCGGUAUAAACACCGGGUCUUUUCUAAUUCGUAAUUCAGCGUGGUCUAAAAAAUUCCUACGAACAGUUUAUGGUCCGAAAUUUUUGGAAUAUGAUAAUGAAGAAAGUGUGAUGCAGAAAUUGAUCGAUGAUGAAGCGAUCGAGGUUGCGGAAAAAGUGUUUUUUGUACCAUUACGAACGUUAAAUUCAUUACCACCAACCAUGUGCGAUAAAAAAGUCAAAAAUGUCGAUCGUUAUACAUGGCACAAGGGAGAUUUCGUGAUCAAUCUAUCCGGAUGUGGCGGAAAAUCAGGAUUAGACU
Messenger RNA from Ambispora leptoticha, 763 nucleotides. The record is from the annotation of a GenBank genome assembly. Lineage: Eukaryota; Fungi; Glomeromycota; Glomeromycetes; Archaeosporales; Ambisporaceae.